Molecule: messenger RNA, 4986 nt
Organism: Dunckerocampus dactyliophorus (ringed pipefish)
Lineage: Eukaryota; Metazoa; Chordata; Actinopteri; Syngnathiformes; Syngnathidae
Gene: slc4a1a
Product: solute carrier family 4 member 1a (Diego blood group)
Exons: 23
Coding region: 1557-4313 (918 amino acids)
Biological process (GO): regulation of intracellular pH; monoatomic anion transport; bicarbonate transport
Cellular component (GO): basolateral plasma membrane; plasma membrane
Molecular function (GO): bicarbonate transmembrane transporter activity; solute:inorganic anion antiporter activity; monoatomic anion transmembrane transporter activity
Source: RefSeq, a predicted model, not a curated record
GCGGGGUUUUAUUCAAGAUGGCUGCCAAGCAGGAAGAUGCUGGUGAAGGUGAAAUUUCGGCUUCCUGCUGCUGGAGAAACGUGAAAGCCUUCAGAGAUUUUGCAACAAAUUCAUCUCUUAAAAGUGUUUCAUCCAGGCAGGUGUGCCAAAUGCUAAGGCCAUGUCAUUAUCUCCAUUGACGUCAGCGCUCCCGUGACGCGCACAAGACGUCCACGCUGCUCAGCCGCCAUGACAGUCUCAUGUACUGUAAGUUCACUUAUGGUAUUCAGAGAUGGGUUGCACGAAAUGUGACAUUUGGGGGAUCAAAUGGGCGGCCAUUUGGUUGCAGGCCACAUCCUUUACCACUCAUCCACAGGCAGUAAUGGCUGACAGGCGUCUCAUCAGCAGCAGCGGCAUCCUCGCCACCGGACAGGUCACCAGGCCCGUUUGGCCCUGGACGGACUCACCGGGACGACCGAGCACUGGUGUCGCAUGGCAUGAGUUGAGUUUGAGAGGAUCCCUCACAUGACGUCUUUUUCGAUGCAAUCAUUGCCCCUUUUCUACCCUCUUUGCCCUCCAUGUGUGCCGCCCCACCCACCCUCAGCGUGGCAUGACUUUAAUUCACCACCUGAGACGGUCGACCAUGUUUGUUGAGGGCGGCGCUGGGAUAUCCCCAUGUCAAGGUGUCCAUGAAUGAUAGCCCUGUUUUGCUCUCACGCAGGCCUUAUCUACGCCGGCCCAAGGGGGUUGCCUGGCAACCAGGCGGGUGGUGGGUUACGGAGCUUUCUGGACUUGACGUAAGUUUUGACGAUGGGUGUUCCCGCUUUCUCGGGUUGGGUGUCGUCACGGUUUCUUCGCUUUCGGCUCACUUUCUUCACGCCGACAACUCCGUGAGCGCCGUGCCAGAGACCAGGUGGGAGUACCUGCAAGCAGGUAAGGGGUGUGGCCUCGUCUGGGCCAGAGACACCUUUCAGGACACUGCGGGGACAAGGCAGAUACUUGAAGGCGUCUCCGUUCUAGUGCUGCCUACUGCAAAGCCUUGAUUUUAGUCAAAUUAACUUUUGGUAGACGUACCUACUUCCAAUCUUAACCCCCUGAGACAGGAUUAUUGUAAUUUGUUGCUAUUGUUAGGCAACAUACCACUUUUCUGUUAAUCUACCUGCUAAAACUUUGCUGUUUCAUUAUUUAUUUUUUAAACAGAUUCUCACUCCAUUUGGGGCAUUUGCAAGGAUAUUGUGAGGAUGCUAGUGUUGUUUUACUGCAGCCCUGUGUGCUACGGUAGCUUAUAGUUUUGGGCUGCAGCAUUAGGAGGACACAUGCUGAGAAGAGGGUGUAACCCAAAAGAUAGAACAUUCAUAGUUCAUGUUUUCAACGGCUGAUUGAUUAUCUGUCUGCAGCCAUGAGUCUGCACGCUUGCAUGUCAAAUAUUAGUCAGGUCUCUUGUGCCGUUCAUGCUCUUUAAAGUCCAUUUAGACUGACAACACAUUUAGGGAACCACAAAUUCAUUCAGAAAUCUUCCUCUUCCGUCCAAAGGGCAUGUACAAAAGUAGCUGAGAGCGUCAACGCAGAAAGCACCCAUGGAAAAGACGUUCAGUUUCCACGAGGCCUUGGACAUGUCAUAUGAAGACAAUGACGCAGCCCUCCCCUCGCCACUGACAAUGACUCCAGCAGACCUCCGUGAUGUGGAGAUCGGGAGGAAACAUGACGAUGACGAUGAAGCACCCGUAGAAAUGUACAACAUCCCCACCAAUUCAGAGGCCUUCCUCAACCUCAACCUCAACACCAACGCCACCACUAGAGGAGACGCACAGGCGUACGUGGAGCUAAACGAGCUGCAGGGAAACACCUGGCAGGAGACGGGCCGCUGGGUGGGCUACGAGGAGAACUUCAACCCCGCCACAGGGAAGUGGAGUCCUUCUCACGUGUCUUACUUGACCUUCAAGAGUCUCAUCCAGCUACGCAAGACCAUGAGCACAGGUGCCGUCAUCUUGGACCUGAACGCCAGCAGUCUGUCCGCGGUGGCCGAGAAGGUGGCCGACGAGCUCCUCGACAAGAACGAGAUCCGAUCUAGCGAUCGGGACGCCGUGCUCAGAGCUCUCCUCAUGAGACGCAGCCAAAUUGGGGGGCCAGAGGUCACCCCCUCAGGAGACAUCCAGAUGCAGACUUUUUCAGUUACUCAGAAGAGAGACACAUCUGACAACAUGGAGGCGUCCAUCGUCCUCUCAGGUGUCUUGGAUGUCCUGGAGAAGCCGGUGGUGGCUUUUGUCCGACUGAGAGACUCGGUGGUGAUGGAGUCAACCCUGGAGUGUCCCGUUCCGGUCCGCUUCGUGUUUGUCCUGAUGGGUCCCAGCCAGAGUGGAGUGGACUACAGCGAGAGCGGCCGCGCCAUGGGUGCUCUCAUGGCCGACUGGGUGUUCUGCUUGGAGGCUUUCCUGGCCGAGACGGACAAAGACCUGACCAACGCCAUUGCAGACUUUAUGGACUGCAGCAUUGUCAUCCCCCCUACUGAGAUCCAGGACCAGGGUAUGCUUGAGCCCGUCAUCAAGUUCCAGAAAAAGAUGCUCCAGGAGAGACUCCGCCCCAACGACACCCGUCUCGCCUAUGGUGACAGGGUGAAAGUUGAUAAAGCUCCAGAGCCUCCAAGAGAAGACCCUCUGGCCCGUACAGGGAUCCCCUUUGGUGGGAUGGUGAAAGACAUCAGGCGUCGGUACCGCCACUACAUCAGCGACUACACCGAUGGCCUCAACGCUCAGGUCCUGGCUGCCGUCAUCUUCAUUUACUUCGCCGCCCUGUCACCGGCCAUCACCUUCGGAGGGCUUCUAGCUGACAAAACCGAGAGGAUGAUGGGCGUGUCGGAGCUGAUGAUCUCCACCAGCAUCCAAGGUAUCAUCUUCUGCAUCAUCGCCGCCCAGCCCAUCCUCGUCCUCGGCUUCUCCGGACCGCUGCUGCUCUUCGAGGAGGCCUUCUACACCUUCUGCAAGUCCCAGGGCAUCGAGUACAUAGUGGGCCGCAUCUGGGUGGGCAUGUGGCUGGUGGUGAUCGUGUUCAUCAUUGUGGCCGUGGAAGGCAGCUUCCUGGUGCGCUUCAUCUCCCGCUUCACCCAGGAAAUCUUUUCCAUCCUCAUCUCUCUCAUCUUCAUCUACGAGACCUUCUAUAAGCUCUUCAAGAUCUUCAAGGCCCACCCGCUGAUCCUGAACUACGCACAGCUCAAUGCCUCCCUGGAAAACCCCUUCCACCAUGUCGUCACGAAAAGUCACGUCCACAACGCCAGCAACGAGACCGGCCAUGAGACGCUGUCUGAGAUGAAGGGCUAUCCCAACACCGCCCUGCUGUCCAUGUGUCUCAUGCUGGGAUGCUUCUUCAUCGCCUACUUCCUGCGACUAUUCAAGAAUGGUACCUACCUGCCCGGCCCACUGAGACGCUUGAUUGGCGAUUUUGGCGUCCCCAUUGCAAUUUUUGUCAUGAUCGCUGUGGACAUCAACAUUAAGGACACUUACACUCAGAAACUUGUGGUGCCAAGAGGUGUCCAGGUGACCAACCCACAGGCCAGAGGCUGGUUUAUCAACCCCAUGGGGCAAAAGAUGCCCUUCCCCAUCUGGAUGAUGGCUGCUUCCUGCGUCCCGGCGCUGCUCGUCUUCAUCCUCAUCUUCCUGGAGUCCCAGAUCACCACGCUGAUCAUCAGCAAACCGGAAAGGAAGAUGGUGAAAGGGUCCGGCUUCCAUUUUGACCUGCUCCUCUUGGUCGUUAUGGGUGGCAUCUCUUCUAUAUUCGGGGUACCCUGGCUGAGUGCCGCCACCGUGCGCUCCGUCACUCACGCCAACGCGCUCACCGUCAUGUCCAAGGGCCCCAAACCGGAGAUAGAAAAGGUGGUGGAGCAGAGGAUCAGCGGCAUUCUCGUGGCCAUCCUGGUUGGUGUGUCUAUUUACAUGGAGCCUAUCUUGAAGAUGAUCCCAAUGACGGCCUUGUUUGGCAUCUUCCUCUACAUGGGUGUCACGUCCCUGAAUGGCAUCCAAAUGUGGGAUCGGAUUCUUCUGUUGAUCACCCCCAAGAAGUAUUACCCAUCGGACGCCUACGCCACCAGGGUGACGGCCAUGCGGAUGCACCUGUUCACCCUGAUCCAGCUGGUGUGCCUGGCCGUCCUGUGGGUGGUGAAGAUGAGCCCCUUCUCGCUGGCGCUUCCCUUCAUCCUCCUCCUCACCGUGCCCCUGCGUAUGGUCAUGACCGGCACAGUCUUCACGACUUUGGAGAUGAAAUGUCUUGAUGCGGACGAUGCGAAGGUGAAGAUUGAGGAGGAUGUCGGGGAGGACGUGUACAAUGAGUCUCCAUUGCCUUGAGUAAACGAAAAGUAGAGGUUUUUAAGGUGAAUUGAAUCGUACCGGGGCGGGGGGAAAGGAUAUUGGGUAUGUUUUUACAAAAAAAAUGUUUGCUUAUCUAUUUAUCUUAAAAGGUUGCAGCCGCUAUCUCCUCUCACAUUAUUUUCCUUUCAUAUAGCUUUAGUUUUGGGAUUCAUUUUGUUCACCAUUGUUUUUCCAGAUGUGGAAUUUUCCUUCUUAACCCGAUCCUGUGUGGAAGUUUCUUUUUGAAAUGUGAGGUCAAAUCAUUUGAAUGCAUUCUUACUUACGCUUCUUACGCCUUUGAGCAGGCAGUGCAUGUCGAGGUCUAAUGUUGUGUAAACAAAUAUUUAUCAUAUUUUCACUCCCAUGCGUCAAGAUGUUUUUCUGUGGGUGAAAUUUUAAAAGGUCUUUCCUCUUCUGUCUGUAUAUUUAGCAUUGUAUGAAGAUUUCAAUUCAUGCUUUUGAGACAUUCUGAAGUGUGUGUGUGUGUGUGUGAUGUUGCUUUUCAUGAGACACGGUGGGGGAAAAUAGAUUUAACUGGUGCUGCUUAUUGAAAAACAGUAAGAAAAACCUUUAUACAUGUUUAUCCAUGUCUAUGCCAAAUAGUAUUGUGUAUGCUUAGGAAUUUAAUAUUAAAAUAAAACCCUGCUGUCAAAUGUUAUGGUGUUUUCUG